Molecule: messenger RNA, 711 nt
Organism: Chenopodium quinoa (quinoa)
Lineage: Eukaryota; Viridiplantae; Streptophyta; Magnoliopsida; Caryophyllales; Amaranthaceae
Exons: 1
Coding region: 1-711 (236 amino acids)
Source: RefSeq, a predicted model, not a curated record
AUGUCUAGUGUGAAAGAAUUGACCACAAUUUUUGUUAAACUGAAAAAGUUUGACGGUGUGGAAUUUCGGAGAUGGAAAAAGAAGAUGUAUUUUCUUCUUACAUCUCUGAAUGUUGCCUAUGUGAUAAGUACUCCAAGGCCGGAUGAACAUGAGAAUGAAACCUUGGAAUCCGUUCGGGAGAGGUCGAAAUGGGACAACGAUGAUUUUAUUUGUCGUGGUCAUAUCUUGAAUGGUAUGGAGGAUGAUUUAUUUGAUGUCUAUCAAAAUAUUGAUUCGGCUAAGGAGCUUUGGGGGUCCUUAGAAAGCAAGUAUAUGGCGGAAGACGCUUCAAGUAAGAAAUUUUUAGUUAGCAAUUUCAAUAACUUUAAAUUUGUUGAUGGUCGGUCUAUAAUGGACCAAUUUCAUGAAUUGCAACGUAUUUAUGGUAGUUUGGAACAACAUGGAAUAGCCAUGAAUGAAUUGUUUGUUGUCUCAAGCAUUAUUGAUAAAUUACCCCCUAGUUGGAAGAAUUUUAAGCAUGAUUUAAAGCAUAAAAUGGAGGACAUGACAUUGUCCGGUUUGGCCACCCAUCUUCAAAUUGAAGAAGGGAUUCGUGCCAUGGAAGGAGCUAAGGAUGGAAAUCCUAGCACAUCUACCGUGAACAUGGUAGAUGAUGGGAGAGCUAGUGCAUCUACUAGUGGAAAGAGGAAGAAUAAUAAUUCUUCCAAAUGA